GGCUGCGUAAGUCAUCGGAGCGAGUGCACGGUGCACGUUACUAGCUAACUAGCCUAGCUAGCUACCCAAAUAAAAAUGGCAGCGUGUGCAAUACGACGCGGUUUGCUGUCCACAGUUAGCAAAUACAACAGAAAACAGGCACUUCGGGUUUUGAAUGUCGACUACGGCAGCAGACACGAACCGAACAGGCCCCGCUUGCCCUGCUCGGCAUGCACGCUGUUCAGCAUUCAGCAGACGCGGUACUUGUCCUCACGAAACAGGCCGGAGGGUAAGGUGUUGGAAACAGUCGGAGUGUUCGAGGCACCGAAGCAGCAUGGCAAAUACGAGACGGGACAGCUGUUCCUGCACAGCGUUUUCGGAUACAGAGGGAUAGUGCUGUUCCCCUGGCACGCCCGGCUGUACGACCGAGAUGUUACGCCCCCUACUUCUGAGAGUAAGCCAGAGCCCCCCGGGGCGCAUGGGUCAAAGGAGGUAAAGGGAAAAACUCACACCUACUACCAGGUCCUCAUCGACACCCGGGACUGCCCUCACAUAUCUCAGAGGUCACAGACUGAAGCGGUGACAUUUCUGGCCAAUCACGACGACAGCAGGGCCCUGUAUGCUAUUCCAGGUCUGGACUAUGUGAGUCAUGAGGACAUCCUGCCCUAUAACUCGACUGACCAGAUUCCCAUUCAGCACGAGCUCUUUGAGCGGUUUCUCAUGUUCAACCCUUCCAAAGUUCCCCCCUUCGUCCCAAGGGACACCCUGCGGGCAUGGCAGGAGAAGAAUCACCCCUGGUUGGAGCUGUCAGACGUGCACCGGGAAACCACAGAGAACAUCCGUGUCACUGUCAUCCCCUUCUACAUGGGCAUGAGGGAAGCUCAAAACUCCCAUGUGUACUGGUGGCGCUACUGUAUCCGGCUGGAGAACAUGGGCGGCGAGGUGGUGCAGCUGAGGGAACGGCACUGGAGAAUCUUCAGCCUGUCGGGAACGCUGGAGACGGUCAGGGGCCGAGGAGUCGUGGGGCGGGAGCCGGUGUUAUCAAAAGAGCAGCCAGCCUUUCAGUACAGCAGCCAUGUUUCCCUGCAGGCACCCAGUGGACACAUGUGGGGGACAUUUCGCAUCGAGAGGACCGAUGGCUCCCAUUUCGACGUGCGCAUCCCUCCCUUCUCCCUGGAGAGCAACAAGGACGACAAGGCGCCCCCCGCUGGCUACAGCUGGUAGAGCAGCAUCAGUCUCAGCAAAACAGUGACAGCCAGCAUCUUGUUCACACCAAAUUUGUUUUCCUUAGCUUUUAUUCCCCCCCUCAGGUGAUGUUUACGCUCGCAGUAUUUAUUUCUCCUCAAGAUUUCAGUUCCUGAGUUUAAGUGAACCAAAUAAAACUCUGAAAGAAAGGAUUUCUAAAGAAAAGACAUGCUUGGGGUGGUGGGCAUUUUUUUUCCUCUGAAACCGUAGCCAUAUAGGUAGCAAACUCACAAACUUCCAGAGAGUCAAAAUAAGUAGCUGAAAGCAAUCUUGAAUGGCUGUGCUGUCAAUCUGCAGGGGGGACACCUAACUUUCUCUAAGCCACUCCAAGAAGGGGAAGUUGGAAGUGUCCAGACAGUGAUUUGGUGAGGCUGUCAAACUCCUGCAAGGUAUAUUUUGUUACAGUGGCCUUCAAAUGUAUUUGUCCCAAAAUUAAAUUGUAACAAAUAAUUGAUGCAAAAGAAGAUUGAAAAAGCAGAUUAAAAGCACUUAAUCCUUUUAUCCCCUCAAGACAAACUUUUAAUACUACCAAAGCUACACUGAAUAACAGCUUUGCUCCCCCAUAUUCAGAGCCCUGCAAGCUGUAUUUUAUGCAUCCUUAGAUACCACUCUAGAUCCCCCUGUAUUCAUUUUUGAGCUUCAGAUAUUUCUCAGGGGUGAUCUUGGACUACCCCCCCAGUAGAAUUUCUCUCACUCCCUCAAGGUAUUGUUUUUGUUGUUUGUUUUUUGUUAGCGGCUGUCUGGAGGUUGACCCAUGCUCUGUCAUACUGAGGCAUGGGGCUGUUCCAGAACAGUGAUUUUUGUCUUCCCUUAAGUAUUUCCUCUCAGGCUUUCAAACAUGAUUUGUCAUUAUCAUGUUGGAAUGUCAAGAGUUUCAUAAUUUUUCUAUCUUGAUCUUCUUAGCAAGGACUGCCGCAAAAAUGUCCUUGUAUACACUUCUGUCCAUCCCCCCUCCAGGACUGACAGAGGCACUAGGACCGGAAACUGUAAAUUAACCCCUAAGUCCCUGCUUUCAUUUUUCGCAGAACAGACGCUGUCCUCCUCCACAUGGCCUUUGCUUUUUUUGUUUGGCACUGAGGGGUAUUUCCAUAGAGCUCCAUUGUUUGGUUUUCAUCUGACUGUGGUCUAAAGUGCCAUGAAGAUGCAGUAUGGGGAGAGAAAAACAAUACUGCUUCUCUUUGUGUUGUUGAGUCUGAAGAGGCUUCUCUCUAGCAACAGUGCCGUGAGCAACACAUUCAUGCAUCCAAUCUGGUCCUUCUCAUUUUUUGAGAUGUUGCUGUCAAAGUUUAUCAUCGAUAGACAUAAAUUUGGAGGCCACUGUAUGUAAUUCUUAAUCUAAUUAGAAUUAAGAAAAGAAUUUCAUUUUUUUUUCCCAGAUGGUCACUGGCUGAUUUGACUUAAGUCCUGGUCAGGAAUGAAAGCUAGACGCCUCUGGUCUGUGAGGAAGCAACCCGUCCCGCAUUGCCUUCAGAUCUCUGUCCUAGUGACACAGCUGCACAGGAGGAAAAACCUCUCUUAGCGAGUGCACUGUUGUUGAAGGACGGGUUUGGGUUGAGGCGUUCCUGUCCUGAAAGAUUCAAUGAGGAGGAGGACUGAUUUGCAAAUCGCCCACCUGUCUGUUCUCACAAUGUCAGAGCAGUUGUCAGUAAGUGAGGGAGGGCAAUGCAGUUGUAGUCCCAAAAACUCUAGUAGUGGGGGGGGG
This is a messenger RNA of Megalops cyprinoides (Indo-Pacific tarpon), 2926 nucleotides long. It is a transcript of the gene poldip2, whose product is annotated as polymerase (DNA-directed), delta interacting protein 2. The transcript has 11 exons. Gene Ontology annotation, molecular function: DNA binding. Gene Ontology annotation, biological process: error-free translesion synthesis. The record is from RefSeq and is a predicted model, not a curated record. NCBI's taxonomy places the organism in Eukaryota, Metazoa, Chordata, Actinopteri, Elopiformes, Megalopidae. Gene Ontology annotation, cellular component: mitochondrial nucleoid; nucleus. The coding region runs from base 76 to 1203 and encodes 375 amino acids.